Molecule: messenger RNA, 6353 nt
Organism: Pseudonaja textilis
Lineage: Eukaryota; Metazoa; Chordata; Lepidosauria; Squamata; Elapidae
Gene: LYPLA2
Product: lysophospholipase 2
Biological process (GO): protein depalmitoylation
Cellular component (GO): cytoplasm
Molecular function (GO): palmitoyl-(protein) hydrolase activity; carboxylic ester hydrolase activity
Source: RefSeq, a predicted model, not a curated record
CGAGGAGGCCUGGCGCGGAAACGGGAGAGCAGCCCGGGUCCUUGAUGCUCCCGGGGGUGGGAGGAGAUGGGGGUGGGGAUGGGCGGGGUGAUGCCUUUAUUCGGGCCGACCGAACCCGGACAGGUAAGAGGUGUGCAAGCUUUCGAGCUCCCCGAUUCUCUCUAGUCAGGUGUGAAUUGUAUAGUUGUAUGUGCGGUAACAACAUGUCUGUCCCCCUCCUUGCUGAUGCUGUGACCAUUUCAGGGACAGAGCGGGAGACUGCAGCGGUCAUUUUUUUGCACGGGCUUGGUGACACGGGGCACAGCUGGGCUGAUGCUCUGUCUUCUAUCCGGCUCCCUUACGUGAAAUACAUCUGCCCUCAUGCACCCAGGAUCCCUGUCACUCUCAACAUGAAGAUGGUUAUGCCCUCCUGGUUUGAUUUAAUGGGGCUAAGUCCGGAUGCACCAGAAGAUGAAAAUGGCAUUAAAAAAGCUGCUGAGAACAUUAAAGCUGUAAUUGACCAUGAAGUAAAAAAUGGGAUCCCAGCCAACCGAAUCAUCUUGGCAGGCUUUUCACAGGGGGGCGCCCUCUCCCUCUACACAGCGCUCACUUGCUCUCACCAGUUGGCUGGCAUUGUGGCCCUCAGCUGUUGGCUCCCCCUGCACAGGACCUUCCCUCAAGCAGCAAGUAAUGGUGUGAACAAAGAUAUCGCCAUUCUCCAGUGCCACGGUGAGAUGGACCCAAUGAUCCCAGUGCGCUUUGGAGCUCUCACUGCAGAGAAGCUGAAGGGGGUGGUGAAUCCUAGUAGAAUCCAGUUCAGAACCUACCCAAGAAUGAUGCACAACUCUUGCCCUCAGGAGAUGAUGGCCGUGAAAGACUUCAUUGAGAAGCUGUUGCCCAGGAUUUAAGCCGAGCUAGUCAAGACUGUUCCAGGGAGAGGAGGCAGAGGUCACCAGCUUUGAUCUUGAACCCUUGACCUGUUGGCUGCAAUUGGAAGCCAUGGCAAUCCACCUCCUCACCAGUCACUCGUCUCCUUUCUUGAGCCUUCCCCUCCUGCCUGUGCUGUCCCCCCUCCUGUGCAAAGGGAGGGGAGAGGGCCCUUCUCUCUCGCAGGGCGGGUGAAGGUACCAAGUGGUUUUAAGGUACAGCUGAGAUCCUAAUCUUGCAGAUUAUUAUUUCAGUCGCCUUUCAGUAUUUCCCUAUUCUCUCCUCUCUCCUGUUCCGUCUAUCCCUACUCCCCCCAACCCCCAACCCCCAAAAACCAAAUCUAAACAUAAACUGCCUGCUGUGGCAAAGAACUGUGUGGUAGCCAGAGGCUUAAAGCAAAAGGUAUUAAGAGAUGGUAUUCUGGCUAUUACAGUACUUUCAAAGGAGUUUCACAGUUCAGUCUUCUGAACAGUCCAUCGAGCAUCCUUCCCCUCAUGAUUCUCAGCCCGUCCCACUUCAUAUUUCACUGGAACCAUUUUAGCGAUGCAGGCAGGCUCAACUUUCUCAGGCCUGCCUGGCAAGGCAGGAAAUCUUGUUUCUGCUCUGCGCAGGCUAUCGGCUUGCCACUCUGUGUACCACGCGUUCUCCUCCAAACUUCCCUCAGCAAAAAAAGGGGAAGAGUUGUGUUGUGUCGAAGGCCCACGGCCGGUUGGUCCCCCAGAGGCAGCUUGUAACACUGGCAGCUGCUCCACCAGUCCCUACCCUGAUUGGAGUGAUAAGGUGGUGGAGAGGACCCACUGCACCAGGAAUCACUCCACUUUGUGUGUUAUGGACUGUUUUGUAUUGUGUUCUCUGAUCCACGCUACCUUUAUCCUGACCCCCGGGCUCCUUUUUGUUUUUGUUGGGAUCAAGAGAAGAUGGCGAUUCCGGGGAGCGGACUCAAGAUGGCUCUGGCCAGUAGGCCUCUCUAGGGUACGGUCUCUGACAAUUCCACUUAAAGUCUGGGCAGUGCUCAGACAAUGGCUGUUCUAGCCUGCUAUGCCAGCUUGUGUUCCUGCCCAGUCACACCAAGCCAAGUGCAAGCUGGGUUUUGGUGUGUGCCACGUUGCCAGAAUUGUGCUCCUGCCUCACCACCCCUCCUUUCCUGUGUGGUUCCCUGAGUCCAUAGUCUCUCGUUUCCCCCCUGAGAUCCGGCUUGUGCCUCAGAGCAGGGUGCUGUUGAACAGCAGCAGUGUUUCUUUUCCUUCUCUCCCUUGCUCCAGUGAGUCCUCCCUGUGGGCUUAUAGGACUUGCAGCCAGGGAUAAGAGGCAACUUCAAAAGGAACUCCCCCCGCCCCCCCCCGCCCCCUUUCUUUGGUUUUGGCGAAGGGCUAGUCUUGUGUGUCACCUCUCCACCUGUUCUGUGUGCGGACUUUGCGCCCUUCCUUCUCCCUGUCCUAUGCAGUCCUUUUCACUGGGCAACAGCAAUAAGAAGACACGGGACUAGGGCAUGUCUGUCCUUUCCCCUCCUGACUUUGGUGAUGGGAUAGAGACAGGCUUACCCAACAAGCCAUUGAAGUUCCACUGCAUUUUGGGGGAAGCUGAAUCAAGAUGCUUGUGAAACCGCAGGCUCCCUCUCAUGCCCCGUGCUUGGUAAUCCAACCAGCGUUGCCAAUGCCCUCUGCAAAAUUGGCUCCUGUUCUCAGAAGAUGGACUUGUGGAGAUGGCAUGAGUGUGGCUCUUGUGUGGCAAAGGCAAAGCAAGACCAUCCAGUGAAAGGGAUACACGGUUUGGGCAGAGGAAGAGGCCUGGCCUCUUUGUGCACCCCCCUCCCCACCAGCAAAGGUUCCCCGGAUUGCAGGGGCACCUCAGUCAGGGCAGCUCCUGUUCACACAGGUAAUAUAAGUGGUAGUGGAAAAGGAGAAUGUCUUGAGCCUCCUAUUUUUUUUGGCCAGGAAAACAAAAUAUUCCUCUCCAGCUCAUUUGUGUUUCCCCCGUUUCAAGGGAAGGGCUCCUGCAGCUGUCUGACCUGCACCUUGGGAGUGCGAAUGGGUAGGAAAAACGCUCAUGCCCAGUCUUGCCACUGAAUAUCACCAGACAGUAAUGGUCAGAUUCUGAGAUGGUAAAAUGAGCUGUACCACCUACGGACUACAAGUGUGUGCAGAUAUCAUUCUUAAUGUUUCCAUUAAAAAAAAAAGACUUUGCAAAUAAAACAUAACAACAUAUAAAGGGAAUCCUGGCUCACCGUUUCCCCCCCCGCUCUGCUUAUUUUUUUAAAGAAUGUGGUUUGUUUUGAUAAAUUAGAUUCUGCACACAUUUGUAGUCAGAAGGGUUGCCGCCUACUUCACCAUCUCCAUGUUCUAAAGCAUUUCAGCUUCCUUCUACACCAAAUAACAUGCAAGGGGCUAUAUGGGGACAGGUCGGUUGUCUGUUGCCACCACUCAGCCCCUCUCAGGCCACUGAGUUGCAAGUGGAGAGAUCUCUGCUCUGGUUUCUGCUGGCCCAGUUUCCUCAUUGGGCCUUCCCCAAACUCUUGUCAACAUGGCCUGCAAGGUAUAGAAGGGAUGGGAACGAAUACAGAAGCCCAAGGAAGAAGAUGGCUUCUCUCUGUUCCUGCAAGGGGAUCUCAACAAUCUCUUCUCCUUUUCCCUUUGUCUUCCUUGUAUGUCAUUUUAAUUUUUGUGUUCUUCAAGAUUAAACAGAAACCACCAUUGGUGCCUCACCUUUUGGUUUGUUAAAGUCUAGUUGCAGGGCGUCACCUUUUCCUGCAGGGAGGGUUUUAAGUGUUUAACAGCUCUUACGAACAUGUGAAACUUGGGGUGAUCUGGACUUGACUGCCUGUGAGAUGCUCGAUAACCAGAGAAAGAGCCGUUCCAAAGGUGCUUUUCAAAAGGCAAUGGAGCGCUCAGUUUUUUCCUUGAAAGUAUUUAGCUUCUCAUCCAAGGAGUUUCUUCAGAAACUAAAAAAGCUUCUUGGAUGGAGAAACGAAAUGUUUUCACGAAAAAAAUGAAUCUCCAGUUUGGGACAAUCAUGGCCUGGAUGAUUGAGAAUCUCCGUAGACGGAGAAAGAGCUUUUUACUUCUUCUGGGCUCUGCCUCUCUAUUCGAAUAUGCGUAUAUAGCAGCUUUCGCCAUGCUGGCCUAGUAUGUUGAGUAAAGUCAGCCUUGGGUGAGGUGAUCCACCUUUGGGCAAUUGUCUGCACCCAAGGAUUGGUCUGGAAUUCCAUACAAAGGGCAUUGAACCUCUGUGUGCGAGAUAGAAGGGAGUAGUCAUCUCCAGGAGGAUUGAUUUUAUUUUUCUUUCUUGCUCUGUUCUCCGUUCUGCUUCGCAAGGUUUUCCUCCAGUGUUUCUCUGAGCAUUGUUAUUUGACCCUUGUUUCAGAUUUGGGGCAUUCUGAAUGCAAGCAGGAACUUUCCCUCUGAGCAUCCAGCCUCUCUUCCCUCCUGUAACUCCCAGCAAAAAUCAGAAAUUUCACUGUGGUUGCAUUUUAUGUGAAGUACUCACUCCCUAUGGGAAAUUGUCUUCUGAGAGCCUCUCUUCAGGUUCUGCAAAUCCUGCCAGGCAGAAUCAAGGCCAUCCCACCCACCAGUCAGCAGAGUUGCUUUACCACAUGAAUGUGCUCAUUUGCAUAGCAACCAAGCCAGGCUUUCCAUCAGAACAAGACCUUGAGGGUUGUCACGGGCAAAAGUGGCUCUAAAGUAGUUUUGAACAGGCUUUCAUUUCUUCCCCUCCUGUUUUUUUUUUUAAGAGAGUUUAAUAGUGAUUUUGAUUAUACCUUCAAAUUGCUGUCAUCUCCUAGCAAUGUGGUCCUAGCAACCACAUAGAUGUUUUCCAUGAUGAUCUGUCCUUAAUUUGGUCCUUCAGGUCUUUAAAGCCUAAAGGUUAACCAGAAAGACUAAUCUGGUUGCUGCUGGUUGUCCCCCUUCUAAUCUUUCCCAACCUCAGAGCCUUCUCCAGAGAGAUGGGUCUUCAAAUCAUGUCCAAAGAAGCAUAAUUUGAGCCUGAUCACCUAAUAUACUAAUUUUUAAUGAUGUGUACAGUAAAAGACAUUGUGGGAAUCCAGCCAGAGCCCUUUAUAAACCACUUUUAGCAAUUAUAGUUUAUUCAACCCAUAACAAAACAUCUUGCAUCUGUGCAGCCAGCGAAUACUGCAAAUUCAUUACUUAUUUAGAUGCCGCUGCAACCAACAACCAAUUCAUAUUACCACCUCAAAAGUAAAUAAUGUAUUACAGCAAUAAUAUAAUUUAUUCAAAGCAUUUAUUCUUGAUAUCACUUUUUCUCCCUAAGUAUUUCUGGGAUAUUGUUAUCAAGUUGCUUGUUAGCAUUUCCCAUGUUUCUUAUAUCUGAUUCAGAUUUUCAGUAAGUUUGAUUUUAGGGAGCAGGCAAAGCUUUUAGGGAAACUUUGGCUUCCUUUAAAGAGGGUUACCUUUUAUAGCAUAUUUACUGUUGUAGGGAUCUCUUAAAAUCUGUACUGAAAUGCUUCUUGUACCACUUAAGAAUAUCUGAAAAGUAUUUAAGAAUAGCUCACAGUUGAACUGUAGAGUUCUUGAUGCUCUCCAAGUUUGGUUGUUUGCUUGCAGAUGUUUAAUUACCUGACUAAGUAGCUCAAUCAGUUUUAGUGAGAUUGAAAUCGGCUCUCUAUAUAAUAGUUUCUCCUGCCACUGUUGGUGGAUGUGUGAUUUUUCUCCUUGGUUGCUCCUUAAUUAUAGUUUUCUAGAUUGUUUGUCUGGUGUUGAUCCCUGUUUAUCUGAUAUAGGUUGCUGGAAAGGAUGUGUUCUAAUCUUUUUGUUUCCUUCUUAGCUUUUUAUUGUUUCUUUUGAAUGGUGUGCAAAUGUGGUUUAUCUCUGUGUCUAUUGAUGGCUGAUUUAUCUGAAUGCUAAGCUUCCAGGAAUUCUCUAGCAUUUUUAGAUUUGACUUGAUCUGGAAUGCUCAUUGUUUCCUAAAAAUGAAACUAUGGUAGAUCUGUCCAUGUGUUGUGAGUUUUAGGAGUUUUCAUUGUGUCAUCCGACUACUAGUUGGCGUUCAUGAAUGUGCUCUCCUAAUCUUAUACUUCUCUGACUCAGACAUGUUGUAGAUGGGUCUUUUGGUUUUCUUAAGAGGUUUUGGAGAGCUUUGGUUGAUUUGUGUGCCUUGUAGUUGUAAUAGUCUGUUGGUUGUUUGUGAGAGGUUUUUGAUAUUUGGCAGUGCUGUCCUUUUCAUGGCUUAUGUUGGUUGUACUAUAGUAGGUUGAGUGGCUAGUCAUUUUUCUGAUAAUGGUGCAAAUCUGUAACCCUGCCUUUGGGAUGGGGGAGUUGUUUGUGGCAUUUUUUAUUCUUGCUGUUUUUUUUUUCCUAACUCUGCACAGUUCACCAACGUCCAUCCUCUCUGGCCUGAGAAAGAGCAAUUCUAAGUGUUGUCAGCAAAGAUUGGGGAAGGGAGGCUGUUGAAUAAAUAAUGUGCGUGCUUUAGUAAAACACAAUUAUCUUUUU